GCCUGUUCAUUCACGGAUCAUUCCCAGGUCGUCGACGACCUCACCGAUAAGGUCCAGGUCAUGGAAAUGCAAAUGUCGGUUCUGAGCGACGACCUUUCAACGAACAAAGAUCUCUACCACCGAGUCAGACAGGAGAACUCGAGUCUAACUCAACGGAUACAUUUGCUGGAAGAGAACCUGAGAGAGCUCGAAGUCAAAUCCGACGAGAGACUCCGAGACGAGCGGCGCCAGUUCACACAAAUGAUCGAACGCAAAGACAGGGAGCGAUCCCUCGAGGUGGAUCAGCAUGUCAACAAAAUUCUCGAUCUCCAGAAGGAGCAUCUGGAGACGAAAGAAGAACUCAUCAAACUCCGAGCAGUCAAUGAACAGCUGCGACAAGAACGAAAGGUGGCAGUUGAACAAUGUGCUGAAGCUCAACAAGAGCUCCAAGCGGCCAAACAAGAUAACAGGGCACUUCAAGAUAUGACACGGAAAGAGCGGGAGGAUAACCUUAGAGAGAAGCAAAUGUCUCAGGGUAUUGUACAGGAACUUACGCAGAAGAUUGAGGAAUUGCAACAGUCACGGAUCAAGAAUCUGGUGAAUCACGAUGGCAAUCCGCUGCGGGAACGGUCUUCGUCCUUCAUUCAGAGUCUUCCAGCCCACUACGAGACCAUGGAGAAGGAACUGGAGCGCCUAAGACUCGACAAUCGUCGUUUGAAAGAGAAGAACGAGGAACUUGAAGAGGAACUGAUGGAGCUCAAGGUCGGACGAGGACAGCGACUCCUUCAGGACGGGGAUCCGGGAUCUCAGGACAACAACUGGGCAGCUGAGACGAAUAAUCUCGCGAUGCUUUCGAAGGAAGAGCUUCUCGAGCAGCUCCUGAAGCUGAAAGACACCAAUAUUCAUCUUAGAGAAUAUAUAGGCACUGUGCUCUCGAAUAUCAUAAUGACCAACCCACAAGUUCUGGAACGGAAGAGCUGAAUCGUUUGCUUGGAAACUCCUGUGGGGAAGCACCAGACAUGUCGGACAUGAACCAAGUUCUAAUGUGUCCGGUGCGUUCUCGCUUGGGGGGCAGAAUUGCGAGUGAAGGGAGAAGUUGAAUCGAAGGAGGAAACUACUAUUUUUUCGCGAGACCUGUUAUAUAAGUUGAAUGAGAAGAGUUACUGUUGCCGUUGGCGAUAUGUCUCCUGAUGACUCGCCUUACAUUGUCUUCAAUCUUAGUCUCUAUCCGAAGAAUCGCCUUGCUCGGAGAGAACGCCGUCGAAAUAUACUCUUCUCCUCUGAGCAUUUCGUUGGAGUCGUGGACGGCGAUGAAAGAAUUACGCAUUCCAUUUUCAAUGAACCAGCACCCCACCGAUCAAAACAUAUCCCGACGAGUGUAUUCGUUCGCGCCACCAUUUUAAUAAGCAAGGUAUCGAAUUCAA
Messenger RNA from Galendromus occidentalis (western predatory mite), 1403 nucleotides. RefSeq names its product rab11 family-interacting protein nuf. The transcript is spliced from 8 exons. Bases 61 to 960 code for a protein of 299 amino acids. The record is from RefSeq and is a predicted model, not a curated record. Gene Ontology annotation, biological process: endocytic recycling; regulation of cytokinesis. Gene Ontology annotation, cellular component: cleavage furrow; midbody; endocytic vesicle. NCBI's taxonomy places the organism in Eukaryota, Metazoa, Arthropoda, Arachnida, Mesostigmata, Phytoseiidae.